Molecule: messenger RNA, 492 nt
Organism: Caenorhabditis bovis
Lineage: Eukaryota; Metazoa; Nematoda; Chromadorea; Rhabditida; Rhabditidae
Source: the annotation of a GenBank genome assembly
AUGGUUGACGUGAUAGAAGAGGAUUCUGUCGCUGAGUUUGUUGAUGUUUCUGAAUCAUUUCUAGUUGCUAUCGUCUCCGUUGACGUUGACGUUGUCGGCUCAGAUGUCGCACUCAAGCUUUCUGAAGUUGUUGAAGAUUCAGUUGUCGUCUCACUUGUGGUUCGAAUCGUCGACGGUGUUUCCGCUUCUGUUGCAAGUUCGUUUGCCGUCGAAAUCUUCUCAGAUGCCAAAUUAGUUGUUUCCUCUGCGGUGCUUGUCAAUGAUUCGAUAGUAGAUGUCGACGUAGGUGAUCGAGAACUUGUCUCCAAUGUGCUGAAUGUCGAUGUCGAUGACAAUUCAUUUGGUACAUCAACUGUUGUGGUGACUUCAAAUGUGAAUACAUCACUCAUCGAUGUCGUCGUCGUUUCAAAAAUAGCAGAUGUUGUUGGAUUCGAGUUAAAUGAAGUCUCGGAUGAAUAUGAAGAUGUCCCAAUACUGUUGAUUUCGAAGUAG